UCUUAUCGACUGAGCCCAAUUCGUCGUGAUGUGUCCAGUGAUCAUCUGAUCCACUUCGAAUUCAACCCAUCAAAGACAUAAACACCCCAAAAUCGAGGGACAGAGAUUGAAAAAUGGCCCAAUGUCAGCCCCUCAUAACUCGGCUGAUCGCCUCGUCCGUGACGGCGGCGGCUCAGGCAGGAAAAAUAAUUCGCGAUGUCAUGAACAAGGGCGAGUUGAACAUCGUGGAGAAGGGGAAGAACGACCUGCAGACGGAGGCGGACAGGUCCGCCCAGAACUGCAUCAUCGAGUCCCUCAGCAGGCAGUUCCCAGGGGUGACCAUCAUCGGGGAGGAGGGCUCCUCGAGGUGUGAGGUACCCCCUCACUGGAUUGUUACGGAUAUGGAUCAGGAGGUUCUCAAUGUCAAAUUGCCAGAGCACCUGGAGAAUGUCGCACCCAAGGAUGUCUGUGUCUGGGUGGACCCACUGGAUGGAACGUCUGAGUUUACCCAGGGUCUCCUGGACCACGUGACAGUCCUCGUGGGAGUGGCAGUAGGUAAAAAGGCAGUUGGUGGAGUGAUUCAUCAACCUUACUCAAAAAAUCCUCAAACAUCGUCGAUGGGGAGGACAUUGUGGGGUAUUGAUGGGGUUGGAGUGGGUGGGUUCAAGCCUGUGCCACCUCCACAGGGCAGGAGGAUCAUCACAACAACUAGAUCACAUUCCAACAAAACAGUUCAAGAAGCCCUGGACGCCAUGAGCCCUGAUGAAAUCCUGAGAGUCGGAGGCGCCGGCCACAAAGUGCUGCUCCUCCUCGAGGGAAAGGCCCACGCCUACGUAUUCGCCAGCCCUGGCUGCAAGAAAUGGGACACUUGUGCUCCCGAGGCCAUCCUCAGGGCUGCUGGGGGCACCCUCACCGACCUCAACGGGGACUUGUACCCUUACGAUCCCAAAGCCCCUCAUCCAAAUGCCAAAGGGGUCUUGGCUACUGCCCCAGGGGAGAAUCAUGCCUUCUACCUCAGCAAAAUUCCUGAUUCUGUUAAACAAGAGCUUUAGCGUAAUUUUUUAAAAGAAAAAUAUAAUUUUUUGCAAUGUUUUGUUUCUGAAUAAAUUUCAAGGAGAGAAUUUCUUCCUGUGAAUUUUAAUUAAUGGAGAUGUCAAUGAUAAUUAUUUUCUGUUAUUUUUUAAUGGAAAAUAUCAACUGAGUUGAAUAAAAUACUCUCAUUCAUUUGAUUUAUUUAUAUCGAGGGAGAUUUUUAAAUAAAUCUUGCUCGUCCCUAUGUACAUGAAAAACGUACGUGACUCAUCCCUCGAUGAUUUGUGGUGAAUUAUAAAAAAUUUGUAGAUUGAUAUAGUUCUUUAAUUAACGUUAGAAAAUAAAUAUAAACUCA
Molecule: messenger RNA, 1366 nt
Organism: Diachasma alloeum
Lineage: Eukaryota; Metazoa; Arthropoda; Insecta; Hymenoptera; Braconidae
Product: 3'(2'),5'-bisphosphate nucleotidase 1
Exons: 4
Coding region: 114-1031 (305 amino acids)
Biological process (GO): phosphatidylinositol phosphate biosynthetic process
Molecular function (GO): 3'(2'),5'-bisphosphate nucleotidase activity
Source: RefSeq, a predicted model, not a curated record